AUGAACCUGACUUUUAUUCAUUUUUCUGUUGUUAAACUAUCAGCAAAAGGAGGAUUAUCAUGUCAACCUCAAAGCCAUGAUAAUAAGUCAAUCAAUAAUAUUCUAAAUCUGGAUGGUGUAAGAGUUCAAAUCUCAUAUAAAAACAUUCAACAAACUGAAUCAAAAACGUAUGAGCUCAUAAGGCAAUCUUAUAUUGGUAAACAACUAUGA
Clunio marinus is the source of this 210-nucleotide messenger RNA. The record is from the annotation of a GenBank genome assembly. NCBI's taxonomy places the organism in Eukaryota, Metazoa, Arthropoda, Insecta, Diptera, Chironomidae.